Messenger RNA from Malania oleifera, 1420 nucleotides. Its product is annotated as receptor-like protein 32. The transcript has a single exon. NCBI's taxonomy places the organism in Eukaryota, Viridiplantae, Streptophyta, Magnoliopsida, Santalales, Ximeniaceae. Bases 181 to 1320 code for a protein of 379 amino acids. The record is from RefSeq and is a predicted model, not a curated record. Gene Ontology annotation, molecular function: protein binding.
AUUCUGAACACUGAAUUCUGAGGGGUACCGCCGACACCUCCAAGCUUUAGUGCUCUCCAACUGGAUACCAAACCACUCGACAAUGGCUGCAAUUCUAUCGUUCUUUAUCUGAAAACACAGAAACCAUCCAAAAGCUCUAUAAUUUACAGCAUAAAUAUCAAAUACUUCCAAUUUUCCGCCAUGUUCAACCUACCAUUCUUCUUCCUCUUUCUUCUCCACAUCUCCCUAUCCGCCAUUAAUUUCACCGCGCAGUCCCUUACUCUGCCCACAGACAUCUCAGCCCUGCAAGACAUCAAGAAGGAAAUCGAAGCCAAAAGCAUCCCUCCCAACUCCUGCGUCGCCUCCUGGAACUUCUCCGCCGCCGACCCCUGCUUCACCCCUCGCCGCACCUACUUCCUCUGCGGCCUCACCUGCCAAUCCACCGCCGGCGGCCCGGCCCGAGUCACUCAACUCACCCUCGAUCCGGCGGGUUACUACGGCAUCCUCUCCCCAAAAGUCUGCAGACUCACUGCCCUCAAAAUUCUCGACGUAUCCGAUAAUUUCUUCUAUGGUUCCAUCCCUCCUCUCGGCUCUCUCUCUCAUCUCCAAACCCUAAGCCUUUCCUCCAAUUCGUUCGGCGGUAAUCUUCCUCCCUCCAUAGCCAACCUCAAAUUCCUUCAAUCUCUUGACGUUUCCGGGAAUUUCCUCAAUGGGUCUCUCCCACAAACCUUGGACUCUCUUAACAGCUUGACAAAAAUCGAUCUUAGCUACAACAGAUUUACAGGGUCUUUGCCCAAAUUUCCCCCUAAAUUGACACGACUUGCUCUGAGGGGCAAUUCGCUAUCUGGCCCUCUGCCUCGAUCGUCCUUCGUGGGGUUAAACCAGUUGGAUGUGGUCGAACUCGCUGCGAAUUCGUUUUCUGGUGUAGUGCCGAGCUGGUUCUUCCUCAUCUCUUCUCUGCAGCAAGCCAAUUUGGCGAAUAACAGCCUCAUCGGCUUCGAGAACUGGGCACCAACCGCCGGGAAUAGUACCCUCGUCGCCCUCGAUUUGGGGUUCAACAUAAUCUCAGGCAACAUAUCCAUGAAUUUGGAUGCUUUCCCUAAGUUAGCGUCUCUGUCGCUUCGGUACAACCAAUUGAAAGGUCCAAUCCCGGCAAAGUUCGGCGGGGAGGUGUCUUUGAGAAGAUUGUUUUUGGAUGGGAACUUCUUGAGCGGUACGCCGCCGGCAGGGCUCCUUUCGCCUUCGGUUUCCGGCAGCUUAGGAUAUAAUUGCCUGCAGGACUGUCCGUCCUCUUCACCGAUAUGUUCGCCUGCACAAAAGCCCGUCUCGCUUUGCGGUUGAAAACCAAGAUCGUAGCGUGGGAUUGUCGGUCAAAAUUUUUUCCUUAAUGAACUAUGUCCAUGGCUUCUUCCAUUAUAACAUUAUUAUUAAGGUUGGCAAA